Molecule: messenger RNA, 516 nt
Organism: Mucor mucedo
Lineage: Eukaryota; Fungi; Mucoromycota; Mucoromycetes; Mucorales; Mucoraceae
Exons: 6
Coding region: 1-516 (171 amino acids)
Source: RefSeq, a predicted model, not a curated record
AUGUACAAUAUUGAGUUGCCGAAGAGUAUAUUCUUGAUAAAAGAGAUUAGACAUUCGGAGGAAGUGGAGCAAAAAAAAAUAGUCGUGGUCCAGCAAAACAAGAAGAUGAAUGGAGGAGAAGCAAGAAAAAGCACAGGCAACUUCGUCGAAAUAUGCUCCAGUAUGCUCAUUUUGUGCGCAGUUAAAUCCCUCGCGUGCUACUUCUUGCGAUUGCCCAAAUUAUUUUUAUACGGCAACAUCAAUAUUCACCGGCUUCAAAACUUCUACUCAUCCCUUCUCAACAUCGAAUCAGUUUUUAACCGUCUACAAAGUUUAGAAAAUGCCAAUAUUCUCGUUGACAAGGGUGAUUUAGUUGGUUAUGAUCAGAUAGUAGCAUUCUCUUGUGAAUCUGUAAAACGUUUUUGUUUAAGUUCAAGAUUACAUAGCCUAAAUUUUUUACUGAAACAUGAAUAUUCCAACCAUAAAGAAGAUCGUUUACGGUUACAUCUUGUACGAGUUAUUGAAGAACGACACUAG